Messenger RNA from Peromyscus leucopus (white-footed mouse), 1714 nucleotides. It is a transcript of the gene Fblim1, whose product is annotated as filamin binding LIM protein 1. NCBI's taxonomy places the organism in Eukaryota, Metazoa, Chordata, Mammalia, Rodentia, Cricetidae. The record is from RefSeq and is a predicted model, not a curated record. The coding region runs from base 178 to 1305 and encodes 375 amino acids. Gene Ontology annotation, molecular function: filamin binding. Gene Ontology annotation, biological process: cell-cell adhesion. The transcript is spliced from 9 exons. Gene Ontology annotation, cellular component: stress fiber; focal adhesion.
GGUGCCACUGAUACCAAGGCUGGGGCAGGCGACUUUUAGUCAGGACAGUCCCCCAACUGGAACCAGCAGGAGGAGGUGGAACAGAGGCCAGAGGUGCAGGACAGCCGUGGAGCUGGCCUGAACCUUGGACCUUGUCUUCCAAUAGAAUCGGUAUCUCAGCCCCAGCAGGAGCCGACCAUGGCCUCCAAGCCGGAGAAGAGGGUGGCCUCCUCUGUGUUCAUCACCCUGGCACCCCCACGCCGUGACGUGGCUGUGUCUGAGGCAGUGGGCCAGGCAGCUUGUGAAGCUCGACAUGCCCGGCCCUGGGAGACUCCCACGAAGACCCCUGGGGCUGGCUUGAGCAGGAACCCCAAUACCUGGACACCCUCUGGCAGGACCACAGCCUCGCUCCCUGCAGCCCCACCCCGGCUCUCCAACGGAGGAUGCUCUCCCCCACCUCCUUCCCUGAAUGAUGAGGACCUCGACCUCCUCCCACCUCCUCCACCACCCCCUUCGGCCUACCUGCCUCUCCCAGAAGAGGAGCUUCCUGCCCUGACCGGGACGUCCCUCAUUUCCGACUUGGAACAACUACACCUGCCCCCGCCCCCACCUCCGCCCCUUCCACAGGCUCCACCAAAGGGAUCCUCUGCCCAGCCUCGGCCCAGUCACCUCAGACCCUCGGAAGAGGAGCUACCUCCUCCUCCAGAAGAGCCUGUCACAUUUCCAGAGAGAGAGGCAUCCACAGAUGUCUGCGGCUUCUGUCAUAAGCCCGUGUCCCCUCGAGAGCUGGCCGUGGAGGCCAUGAAGAGGCAGUACCAUGCCCUGUGCUUCACCUGCCGCAUCUGCCGCCGCCAGCUCGCCGGGCAGAGAUUCUACCAGAAGGAUGGGCGCCCCCUGUGCGAAGCCUGCUACGAGGACACUCUGGAGAAGUGCGGCCAGUGUGGAGAGGUGGUCCGAGACCACGUCAUCCGGGCCCUGGGCAAGGCCUUCCACCCACCCUGCUUCACGUGUGUGACCUGCGCCCGGUGUAUCGGGGACGAGAGCUUUGCACUGGACAGCCAGAACCAGGUGUACUGUGUGGCUGAUUUCUACAGGAAAUUUGCCCCCAUGUGCAGCAUCUGUGAGAAUCCCAUCAUCCCCCGCGACGGGAAGGAUGCCUUCAAGAUUGAGUGCAUGGGAAGGAACUUCCAUGAAAACUGUUACCGUUGUGAGGACUGCAGCGUCCUCCUGUCUGUGGAACCCACCGACCAAGGCUGCUACCCGCUGAACAACCACCUCUUCUGCAAACCCUGCCACAUGAAGCGGAGUGCUGCUGGGUGCUGCUAAGAACCCCGAUGCCCAGCCCCUCCCUGACAUGGUUUCCUCACUCAGCCUUCCUUGCAUACUUUCCUCACUGGGCACCAGCACACUGCUCAGCCCACAGCAUCUAGACACAAGAGCCUGAGACACUGGGGUGUGGCCUCCUGGUACACAGCUCCCCCCACCCAGACUUUAAACUCCUCCGACUCCACCAACCAGAAGGCCCCUCACCAGGAGAUUAGGACCCUGGUUCCUCUCUAGUGCUAGCCCUAACCUAUUUGUGGGGACAGGUCUCGGGAUGAUGCCCAUAUCUCUGACCAUGAUGCUUAGCUGCCUAGCAGAAGGUGCUGAGACCAACUUAGCGUGUUGAGCUGAGCCAUUCGAAGUGUGCCCGCCCAGUUACCGUAGAAAGUGUAUUUUAAAAAUUUAGAAAUGU